Chinchilla lanigera (long-tailed chinchilla) is the source of this 7190-nucleotide messenger RNA. It is a transcript of the gene Dok6, whose product is annotated as docking protein 6. Gene Ontology annotation, biological process: cell surface receptor protein tyrosine kinase signaling pathway; positive regulation of MAPK cascade. The transcript is spliced from 8 exons. The record is from RefSeq and is a predicted model, not a curated record. Gene Ontology annotation, cellular component: cytoplasm. Bases 110 to 1105 code for a protein of 331 amino acids. NCBI's taxonomy places the organism in Eukaryota, Metazoa, Chordata, Mammalia, Rodentia, Chinchillidae.
GCUGGACUUGGCGGCGGCGCGGCUGCUGAGGUGCCUGGCUGGAUGCGAGACCUGCGCGGCCCCGGCGGCAGACGGAGGCUUCCGACUCCGGGAGCGGACCGCGCCGGCCAUGGCCUCCAACUUUAACGACAUCGUCAAGCAGGGCUACGUGAAGAUCCGCAGCAGAAAGCUGGGGAUUUUCAGACGAUGCUGGUUGGUUUUCAAGAAGGCUUCCAGCAAGGGACCAAGACGGUUAGAAAAAUUUCCAGAUGAAAAGGCAGCUUAUUUCAGAAACUUUCAUAAGGUAACUGAACUGCACAACAUCAAAAAUAUUACCAGACUGCCUCGAGAGACGAAGAAGCACGCAGUGGCCAUUAUCUUUCAUGACGAAACAUCCAAGACAUUUGCGUGUGAGUCAGAGCUGGAGGCAGAGGAGUGGUGCAAACACCUCUGCAUGGAGUGUCUAGGGACCAGGCUCAACGACAUCAGCCUUGGAGAGCCAGACCUCCUGGCUGCAGGAGUGCAACGGGAACAGAAUGAGCGAUUCAAUGUUUAUCUCAUGCCUACACCAAAUCUGGAUAUUUAUGGUGAAUGCACAAUGCAGAUCACGCACGAGAAUAUCUAUCUCUGGGAUAUCCACAAUGCCAAGGUCAAGUUGGUGAUGUGGCCCCUCAGCUCCCUAAGGAGAUACGGCCGGGACUCAACAUGGUUCACCUUUGAGUCUGGAAGAAUGUGUGACACAGGAGAAGGACUAUUCACUUUUCAAACAAGGGAAGGAGAAAUGAUCUAUCAGAAGGUCCAUUCUGCGACACUGGCCAUAGCUGAGCAACAUGAAAGACUAAUGCUAGAAAUGGAGCAGAAGGCCCGGCUUCAGACAAGCUUGACGGAACCAUUGACAUUAUCCAAAUCCAUCUCUCUUCCACGCAGUGCGUACUGGCAUCACAUUACGCGUCAAAACAGCGUUGGUGAGAUCUACAGUUUGCAAGGUCAUGGGUUUGGUUCGUCAAAGAUGUCUCGUGCACAGACGUUUCCUAGCUACACAACGGAACAGAGUGAAGAGGCGCAGCCUCCCUUGUCACGGUCCAGCAGCUAUGGCUUCAGCUACAGCUCCAGCCUCAUCCAAUGACACACACAGGGCACUGCUCACCAGACAGACAGCCUCUCUUGGACCUGCCUGCGGGGUCAUUGAACCCUCUGCCUCCUGGAAGACCAAUUGCAGUACAAAUUGCUCGGUUGGGUCUAGCCCCAAUCCCACUGGAAGGUUAAUAACUGGAGUUCUGCUUCCUUGAUUCAGUGGCUAAGUCCUUUAUUUAUUGAAUUUCUAGGGGGGAAUCUAUGUUUUACAGUAAUAGAAUCCAAAUUGUAUGAACAGUCUUUAAAUAAACAAAAUUCUUUGGGUCUGAAAGUAACAGAAGCCUUGGCACUGGGAGAAGUGCCCCACACUGGUGGUACCUGAGUGACAGGCACUUACCCCUGUCUUCAACACCCAGUCCUGCCUCUGAGCACAGGGUCUGUCCAUAGGCAUCAUGACCUACCACAAAUUUUGUGGCUUUUUCAGUUUUGACAGGGUCAAAUCCAGUAAGCUCUGCAAAUGGCAUCUGAACACUCCAUAUGAAUAAAUCCAGUGACAACUAAGGAAAUAUGAAAUUAGAACACUCUGUUAAUCAGGGUCUGGUAGCUCUACUGUCGUGUGUGUGUGUGUGUGUGUGUGUGUGUGUGUGUGUAGACAAAUAUAGAUAUGGAUAUUGCUAUAUCCAUCUAUAUAUAACAAGUAUAUAUAUAAAUAUAUAUGUGCUGAUGGUGACAGGAUAUGCUCACUUAAAUUGUUGAAAACUGUAAUUUGUUGCAUUAAAAUUAAGAUUGUUAUGUUGAAUAGCUAUUUUUAAAAUAGUGCUCUUUAGAAAAAAAACAGGCUUUUUAUUAGCAAAAGUAUUUAUGUAGUCCAUUCUGCUCCCAUGAAAAGUCUGAGCAAAAAUGUGAGAAGAGGAAUCCACUGGAAGCAAGAGCCUGGUUGUCCUACCCGUCGUGCUGUCACACUGUCCGUCUGGUCAGUGUUGCUUUACUGUCGACAGUGUUUCUCUCCUCAGCCAUUCUUCUGAGCUACGUGAGGAAGAUCUGGUGUGAUCACUAGUUAGCUUUCAAUUAACCUGAGGGAAAAGACUCCAAAUGAAAAACUAAGAAUAAAAACACACGCAUUUAAAAAGAACUCAGCUAUUUUUCAGUUAAGAGAAGAAAAAACAGUUACAGAAUAGUAGCUAUCAACAUUUAAAAUUUCAUAAAUACCAUCCCCAGGAGCCAUUAGGUACUUGUAAUUUAGAACUCACUGGUUUAUUUUCUCUUGUACUGGACAUGGUUUGUCUGAGCUUAUAGGUGGAAAAGGACCAAAUGUAAAUACUUUUGGACCUGACACUAUUGAUAACCAUAUAAGAUUAAAACGCAGUAGUGAUUCCCACAUGAAUUGAGGAAGGCUGGCUAAUCCUAAUCAACAUAAAUAGAUGUGCCCCUAAUUUUAGAAGUAAAAAUGAAAAUUAUUCUGCCUGAAUGAUCUGAUACAGUGUGCCUCAUACUGGUAUUUCCCAACUAGUCCAGCAUAGGUUUAAAGAACAGUGAGCCUGAUUUUUUUAAUAACAAAUUUUUUUAUACCAACAAAAGCAGUUUAUUGAAUGGGUACCUAUUUUGCAGAUCUCUGUUAAGAUUUUUUUCAUCCAUAUUCAUAGCCUGAGAGUAGACUGACAAUUCAUUUCAGUGAAUGACUACUGAAUAAAAAUGGCUCCACAUCCAUUUUUGAUAAAUGUGCACUUAUAACCACCUAGACUCUCUGAAUCACUCAGAUAGAUAUGAAAACCCCAUCAAGAUGCUAAUCAUAAGAGUUAAUGUGGCUGCAAAAAAUAAUUACCCUAAGCCUUCAGGGAUAAAAAGGAAAUUACCCAAACUCUCUGUGCUGUGAAUUUUGCUGACACAGCAGAGGAGCAAAUGACUGGUUCCUUCGGAGGAUACAGCCUUCCCUGGGAUCCCUGUGUUCAGGGUUGACAGCUCUGAAUUUCUUUACUACGUGGCAUUUGCUUUGGAAAUGCCACUACUCAAAUAUACCAGAGCAACUCCCAGCUGAGACCUUUUGAGCACAGUUCCUAGUGCAGCCAAUUCAGAGCGAGCCUCUCGCUGCCUCACUCAGUCGAGCUGUUGCUUAGACACCAGAAGUUUCUAUAAGGGACUUAUGGGGAAAGGCCCUCAGGGGUCCUGGUUCAUGUCUCAGCUUUAUUAAUGUGCCAGAAGCACAGACAGCAGGUCCAGGGGGAUUCUGCUAAUUACACGAGUCUGCUCUUGUGUCUCUUUGGUGGGAGACAAGCAUCUGCAUGAAUCGCUUCCAGAACACCGUUGAGUUCUGAUCUUCCCUGGUGAGCUGACUGUGAAGACAUAACUUUGGGCCAGUUUACUCUGAAAAUAAUGUCACAGGAAAAGGGUGUGAGAAAUUUGCUUCCCAAGGCUUUAACCCAAUCUCAGCGUAGUGAGAGUGAUGCUAUAAAAUAUCUCAUCAUAUAGUUUUAGAGCUUUAUUCUAGUAUCCUUCUAGUAUCCUAUCUUCCAAUUUCCAAUUGAGUCAAAACUGCAAAGUGAAUAGAUAGAAUUUAUAGAACUUCACACACUUGACAAAAAACAGUGUUUGUUGUAAUAAAAAUGACAAGCAGAUAGAGCUACAAAGACCAAAGAUGGAAAGUUACAGUCCCUGGGAGCUUCAUAAAAAUCAGUUCCAUUGGAGUGACUAGAACAGCUGUGGGAAUGUGUUCAACUCAUCUGAGCUCGUAGGUUUUUGAUUGAAGAUGCCUCCAUACUUUGCAAGUCCUUUCUCCCUCCAGAAAUAUACUACAUCUUUAAAAAUUCAAACAACUUUUUCAUUGUGAGGGAGCGAUUGCUGUGAACCAAAGACAUCUAGGCUCCUGAAAGUGACUCAACUGGGGUUUCACCCAGAUUGGUCCAUGUAAAUAGUCACCACUUAUACAUCAGUUUCAUAGACACCAAUGAUCAAGGAAUCCCACAUAUAUAAUGAAGUCUCUUCUGACAGCAGAGACAGCCUGACAGCAUACAUAUUUCAUAGAAAGAUUUAUGGGGGGAUUUAUUUUUCAUGUCCUCAAUUGUUCCUUCAGAUAAUCUUGAUUAAUGUGCACAUAACCAACAUAUGACAUUAUAUUUAAAGUGAGGAAAAGUACACAAUGAAUUUGACCUAGUAGUUCACUAUUCUUGGGGGGUGGACAAAAUACAUCUUUCACUUACUUAUUGGACAAACAGUAGGCAUUCAGAGAUAAUUUAUUUAGGCAGGUUACAAAUAUCUGUGAAUCUAUAGGUUCUAGCCACUGCCAAAAUUUGAAUUUUAUACAAAAAUAUAUAUUUAGUUACUUAUUAGGGAGGAUGCUGAUUGAUAGAGCAUGUGAACUAAACACCUCUUUCACCAACUAGUAAUCACAGCACUACCCUAGUAUAUUGUACAAUUCUGUCUUCUUUGGACAAUUACGUUUGAAAAACAUUCAUCACCUAUAAAACAAUCGGCCAUUAGUACAUUCUAUCUAACAGAAACAGUGGCCUGACCAAUAUCUUUACACUGUUAGUAGUAGUUUCUACAGAUCCAAUUUACUGCAUGUGAUAUCUUUAUGGUAGAUACUAAAAAUGUAUCAUACAGAUUGAUGUCUCCUCAUUAUUUGGCUAAUAUCUCAAAGAAAUUUGCAAAAAAGCAUGAGUACAUUACUCCCUUGAUUAUUUGAACGAUUUGCUGUACUAAAGUCAACCAUUAGUGCUAGAUGAAAAGAAGCCAAGGAAGUUAUAUUCUAAUAAAUAUCUUAGUCCAGUUCUAUUAUAACACAGCACAAUAAAUGGACAAUAUCCAUCCAGUAGGGAAGAGCUUUUCACUUGUAACAUUUUAAGUUUUACAAGAAAAGUCACGUUAAUAGCUGAUUGAAGUGAAAAAUACAUAUUCUCCAAUUCUAUUAACAUGCCUAUCAGUGUCUUACAAAUCACAUUAUCAAUAACUAAUUAUAUAUUCCCGGACCACUUCCUUGUCAAAACAGAUAAAGAUUUACCCCAGGCAUGUAGUAAUAAUUAUAACAAGUGGUAUGUUACACAUAUUAAUAUCUAGCCUAUGAAGUUUUUGGGGUGUAUGUAUGUAGGCUAUGAAAUUCAUAGGGUGCAAAUCCCCAUGGGGGGGAUAGAGAAGGAUGGUGGUUAGUCAAGAGGAUAAUUUAAGUAAAAUGAUAAGGAAUCCACCGAAAUGUCAAGUGCACACUUGGACUGCUAAGUGCACACUUAGACACGCUAACCCAGUUCAGUGUCACACACUUGGCCUUCUUUACCGAUUAUCUCAGUUCUUAACAUGCCCACAGGAACACACAUUACCAGCACAUGUGCUUUUUUCCAUUUCCUGAAAAUAUUUUAACACAGAAGAAUGUGCAACAAAGUCCCCUAAUAAAAUGUAUCUUCAAUAACAUGAGAAUCAUUUUUCUAUGGCCAAUUUCAUUUUAUUGUUAUUACGCAUAUAUAUUAUCAUGACACAUAUGGUUAGGGGCUAAAUUUGUGAGAAAAGAUCAACAAUCUCAUGUGUGUAUUCCCUGUAAACUUAUUAGAAAGACUACCCUUUUCUCUGUGGAACUAUUACAAAUCGAGACUUUCUUUCUCAAGAAUGUGAACUUUGUUUUAUUUCCACAAUUGUUUCAACAGAGAAGACAUUAGAUAGUUUAUAGUCUCAUAGAAGUAUGAAAUGCUAGGCAUAUUUUCUACACAGGCAGAAUGCUAGCCAGCUCUAGAAGCAAUCUUAAAGGUCGUAUAGAAUAAAGGUUUCACUUUGAUUUCCUCAGGAGAAAAUUGAAAUCCAUGGACACUGCAUUUUGCUAAAGGCAAAAAAAAUGGCCAGGAAUGGUUCCUCCUAGUUACGGGGUUUAUGUCUAGGAUGUUUCUGUGGUUCUACCUUGUCUUCCAGGCAAACCUAGCACAAGUUGAGAAAUACCACAUGGCCACAUGAUAAAAAUGCCUUUGUAUGUUUAAGGGUUUCCUCAUAUUUUUGAGAUGCUGCUAUUCUUCUUGGAUUUAUCACCAACCACAUCCUUCAAAAGGCUUUCUGAGACACUUCACUAGAUUUGUUGUAGGUCAUGAUUGACUAGCAUAAGCUUUAUUACUCUUAAAUUGCCCUCCAAUUAUUUGUAUAAAACUCAGACUUAUUUAUCAUAAAAUAAUAGAAAAAAUUAGUAAUUGUGUGUGUUUUGCUGUCCUGCUAAUCCCUCAUAUUGUAAUUAUGAUCAUUAUUUUGGAAUCUUUACCCCUCCAUAUCACUUUAUGGUGUCAUUAUUUAUGUUAUUUGUGUAAAACUUUGUUAGGUAAUUGAUACUAUUACAGCUACAUUUUUUCAUGUGAUCUUCAAAUAGUUUCCAACUUCACCAGAAAUUUCAAAACUUAUUUGUUUUACAUUAAAAUACUUUAUGGCUCAAGCUUUUCCUUCCAGGCAAUUAUGUACAUUUACUGAAGUUAAAAUGAAUAAGAAAUAAUCUGAAAGUAUUAAACAACAUAAAGGCUACAAUUUGUUUAUAAUCUUCAGACAUGUUUCCCUGUAUUUAACAUCUUGUAAACGUGUGGAGAGGAAAAAUGAAUUUGUUAUAGAAAUGUUCCUUCUAAUAAUUCCAUUAAAUGAAUAUGCUUUUAUUUUAACAUAUCUCCCACACCUAUGAUGCCAGCCCAUAUUCCACAUAACAGCUGUAAAAGAAUAAAUGUGUUUAAAGAUUCUAAUCAUUAUUUUGGGCCAUUUCUACCCAUUAAUACAAUUAACUUCUUCAAUCUGUUAGCUGUGUAUUGGAUGCUUUUAGAUGGACAGCAUGAAAUCAAUCCCUUCUCUGGACACAGAAUUGCACACUGAGAUGAGCCCGCUAUAUGCCCUAACUGAUAAUUCUGAGACCCACAGUCUCUUAAAAGAGUUGCUUAUUAUCAGGUCUACAAAAUGUAAAACUCCAAAUUCAGGCAAAAAAUAAUAUGAGAUAUCAUUUAGUGUUUUAAAAACUCAUUGUAAGAUUUCUCUUGAAGAAAACAUCUUGCCCUGGGUUUUAUGAUGAUUUCAUAUUUUUUUUUUUUUCAUAACCAGAAUCGAACUUGAGCUUGCCAGGCAGGCACUGGGCCCCUAAGCUAUACCUCCAACCCUCAGAUCAUUGACUAUUUGUACUUCCUUUUUUUUUUUUUUUUUUU